AUGGUCAUCACGUCACCUUACCCAUCUUUGGAAUUGCCCAAGACAAACCUGUUGUCGUAUUUGUUCCCUCGGGAUGGGGUGUUAUCGGACGAGCCCCUGUGGAUCGACUGCAAAGAUGAGGGUAUCAGCCUCUCCCCCAGACAAAUGGAACAGUGGGUGAAACGCCUCUCCUUCGGUUUAGAACGACUAGGCCUCCGGCACGGAGAUGUUGUCAUGAUUUGCACUCCAAACCAGAUAUAUGUGCCUGUAGCAUACCUUGGGAUCGUAGGAGUGGGAUGCGUCUUCAGUGGCGCCAACCCGGCUUACACGGUAUCUGGUGGGUCUCCCCUUUACGCGGAAAGGGAACUCGUUCACCAGAUGACCAACACUACCGCCAAGCUCAUCCUAGCACAUCCCAAUCACCUCCAACAGGUGCUUGAGGCAGCAGCCAAAGCCGGAGUCCCAAAAGGUCGGAUCUUUCAAUUUUCUGACGCCGAGAACGAGACUAGGCGUGGCAUUCCCGACUGGAGGCGCAUGAUUGGGACGCCAACGGAGGCGGACUCGUAUCAAUGGCCGGAGCUGAGCCCUGAAGAGUCUACCAAGACUGUGGCCACGAUCAAUUACAGCUCCGGGACAACCGGUCUUCCCAAAGGAGUAUGCGUGUCGCACCACAAUCUCAUCGCCAACGUCGAACAAACAAUAUUCAUGCGAUACGCAGAGAAACCUUACGCCUUCGACGCACGCCCUCGGGAGAGAUGGGUUGGCUUUCUUCCACUAUACCAUGCCUAUGGUCAGCUCUACGUCAUACUUAUGGCCGCCAAACUCCAUGUCCCCGUCUACAUCAUGAAGGAGUUUAGAUAUGAAGACUUCCUGUUCGCAAUCGGCAAGUAUAGAAUCACCAGUCUGCAGGUAGCGCCACCAAUACUGGUUAUGCUCUCGAAGCGGCCUGAGACGGCUCGCUACGACCUCUCGAGCGUGAAUGAGGUGCUUUGCGGAGCAGCCCCAUUGUCCCGAGAGCUUCAGAAUGAGUGCCAACGGAGGUUCAAAAUUCAGAUAAAUCAGGGCUGGGGCAUGACGGAGGUGACGUGCGGCGCUAUCCAUGUGCCUGGCGGCAUAAGAGAUGAUACAGGCAGCGUCGGCAGGCUCGAUCCCAAUUGCGAAUGCAAGUUGGUUGAUGAAGAAGGCAGAGAGGUAGACUUUGGUCUGCCGGGCGAGCUGUGUGUUCGUGGACCGAAUGUGUGCCUGGGCUACUGGCGAAAUGAGGCUGCCACGAAAGAGGCGCUUGACAGCGAGGGUUGGCUGAAGACGGGUGACAUCGCCAUAUGUAAUGAAGAUGGUUAUUUUUGGAUUGUAGACCGCAAAAAGGAGCUCAUCAAAGUCAAUGCUCUGCAGGUCGCUCCUGCAGAAUUGGAGGCUGUUCUUCUCGAAAAUGAGCACAUAGCAGAUGCGGCCGUCGUUGGAAUUGUCAUCGAUGGCAACGAAUGGCCGAAAGCUUACGUGGCGAUACAAGAGGCGUCCAGGGGUAAAGUCAAGCCCGAAGACAUACAGGAGUGGGUCAAGCCCCGGGUUUCCAAGCAUAAAUGGUUAGCGGGCGGCGUUGCAUUUGUGGACGAAGUGCCCAAACUUGCAAGCGGCAAGAUUCAGAGGAAGACUAUGCGUGAAUGGUCCAAGAGGGAUGCUGCGGCACUGGCAGAUACGAAGAGCGCCAAAGCAAGGUUGUAG
Molecule: messenger RNA, 1701 nt
Organism: Colletotrichum gloeosporioides
Lineage: Eukaryota; Fungi; Ascomycota; Sordariomycetes; Glomerellales; Glomerellaceae
Product: putative 4-coumarate--CoA ligase 1
Exons: 4
Coding region: 1-1701 (566 amino acids)
Biological process (GO): secondary metabolic process
Molecular function (GO): CoA-ligase activity
Source: RefSeq, a predicted model, not a curated record